Molecule: messenger RNA, 1338 nt
Organism: Capronia coronata CBS 617.96
Lineage: Eukaryota; Fungi; Ascomycota; Eurotiomycetes; Chaetothyriales; Herpotrichiellaceae
Exons: 2
Coding region: 1-1338 (445 amino acids)
Source: RefSeq, a predicted model, not a curated record
AUGCUAUAUGCCCUCCUAAAGGUCGCCAGCCCCUCUGAGGGCGAGGCCAUACCCCCUUAUUCUCAGCCGCCCAGCGAACACCAGCAUCCCGCAUCUUCCCGACUCGACGGACGGCUCAGUGUGCUCGAGGCCUGUGUGGAUAAAGGUGUCUUUGACACUGUACAACUGCGCUUCAGAGGCAUUAUCCUUUCAUCAGUCGGCUGCAACAGUGCCAUUGAGGAUAUCAUCACCUUGACCGACGUCAAACCGCUUUCUCACUUCCGACCAAGCACUGCCUCUACUCGGAGCGAUUCUGAAAAAGCUCGGCAUGUGGACUUCUACUUCGAACUGCCCGCCAAUAUCUGCACCUUGGAUGGCGUGUCACGUUCUCUCCCUCUUUCCGCGACUAUCUCUGGUACCACCAGCACGGCACCAAGGGGUGGAUUGAACGAUCCUCAACUGAUACAGGGCAACUGCGAGGUAUCUUACUGGGUCGAGGCCCAAUUCUGCCUAGCCGGUCGCGAGGUCGGAUUCAUCUGCGAGCAUGUCAGAAUGCUCUCUCUUUAUCCCCGCCUCAGAGCAUCAUUGACAAAGGGCCUACCGCUCACCAUACGAGCUAAGCCGGAUCUCCUCGCCCGGUGUAGGCUUCAGAAGAGCCCUGCCCUGGAAGUGGCUCUGUACGAACCUGAUAUGACCAUAGAUCACGAUACAAAAAGCGGCAAGCGACAAAUGAGCAUUCCAAUCGCCGUUACGAUGGACAUUCACCCACCUGCUGCGGGAGCUGAUUCGCUCGAUGCACGACAAUCACUCAAAUGUUCUGUUGAAGCAAGGUUCGAGGCGCAUACAAGGUUCUCUAGCGGCCCCCUGCUCUCGAAUGGAGAGAGGAUCUUGCCCGACGAGGCCAUCUCCAAGAGCACAGCCUCGACACAAAAAUCCACUGUUCUUUUCCGACCGCUACCACUUUACGACGAUCAGGACAUCCCCGGCGCCAAGUCCAAACGACGACACCCGUACGUGGCAACAUCACACUUGGACUUGUCCGUGCCCGACGCUUUCUCGCAGCCAUCUCUGCGUUGGAAGCACCUGACGCGGACCUACACGCUGCAUUUGUCCUUGAACUUCCACGGCUUACAAGGCGCUCCGCGGUACAGUGUAUGUCGCCACAUCCCACUGUCGGUGUCUGCACACGCGCCAAUUUCAGGAGAAGCGCCAAAAAAUGAUGUCAUUGUUAGCAUUCUUGAGGCUAAUGACAACCUGGACGCCGAGGGUAUUAUGACCACAUUGCGUCCAUCAGACCACAUACCAGGCGAGAAAGGAAUAGAGCAGACAAGAUCACCUCCGCCUCCCUACUUUCGAUGA